AUGCCGGACGUGAAAGACAGCAUGCCCCCGAAGAACGCCGGCGUGGCCGAGACCGGCUCGCGGGAGCCUUUGAAAAAGCCAGGGCCGCCCCGGAAGGAGGACAGCGGCCCCCAGGCCCCCGCCCCACAAUUGGCAGUGGCUGGGAUUACAGAUACAGUCACUGAAGUUUCCAAGAAAGACAACAAGGUUGAGACAAAUCAUGAUACAUGUGCGGAGGAGAAGACUUUACCUCUGAGCAGUCUGGAAGGUAAGGUCAAGGAGACAAUACACAAUGACUUUUGGGACCACCUUAAAGAGCAGCUAUCAGCUACGCCUCCUGACUUCAGUUGUGCUCUUGAACUUCUGAAAGAAAUUAGAGAGAUCUUGUUGUCACUGCUAUUACCACGCCAAAACCGCCUAAGAACUGAGAUUGAAGAAGCUUUGGACAUGAAUUUCCUCCAGCAGGAAGCCGAACGUGGAGCCUUGAAUGUCGCUUACCUUUCUAAGUACAUUCUCAACGUAAUGACUUUGUUGUGUGCACCAGUUCGAGAUGAAGCAGUGCAGAAACUUGAGAACAUUACAGACUCAGUUCGGCUAUUGAGGGGGAUAUUCCAAGUUCUCGGUCUGAUGAAAAUGGACAUGGUGAACUACACUAUCCACAGCCUCCAACCCCAGCCCCAGGAGCAUUCCAUCCAGUACGAGCGUGCUGUGUUCCAGGAGCUCCUCAACGAGCAGCCUAGCCUCCUCAAUCACACCACCAAAUGGCUGACCCAGGCAGCAGCAGACCUCACUGCGCCACCAACCUGUCCUGAUGCUUCCGACUCUGCCAAUGCAGCUGGCCCCUCUCCAAAUGAGGCAGCCAAUAACCAAGAGCCUCUCAACCCUGCAAUGGUGUUGUCCCAGGGCUUCCUGAACCUCCUUCUCUGGGACCCUGCAAAUGAAGAGUUCCCUGAGACCCUGUUGACAGAUAGAACCCGGCUACAGGAGCUAGAGUCUCAGUUGCACCAGUUAACCAUCCUGGCGUCGGUCUUGCUAGUGGCCAGUAGUUUCUCUGGAAGUGUCUUGUUUGGCUCACCCCAGUUUGUGGAUAAACUGAAACGCAUCACUAAGUCCCUCUUGGAGGAAUUUAAUUCCAGGCCGGAGGAGGCUAUGCAGCGUGUGAGUGAACAGGUGUCUCAGGAAAUCCACCAAAGCCUCAAGACCAUGGGUCUUGCUGCUCUGAGCAGCGACAGCACAACAUCUCUGAUAGGACAGCUCCAGAAUAUUGCCAAGAAGGAGAACUGUGUCCGUAGCGUCAUUGAUCAGCGGAUCCAUUUGUUUCUCAAAUGCUGCUUGGUUCUUGGUGUGCAGAGAUCUCUGUUAGACCUUCCUGGAGGCCUUACUCUCAUUGAAGCAGAACUAGCAGAACUGGGCCAGAAGUUUGUCAGCCUCACACAUCACAAUCAGCAGGUGUUUGGUCCCUACUACACUGACAUCUUAAAAAACCUCAUCUCCCCAGCCCAGGCUAUGAAAACCAAGGUGGAGUCUCUCUGAUAUUACUGGCUCGGCACUCUGGCACCUUGGAUCCAGGAGGAAAGCCCAUCAUCUUCCUGGGUAACAUCGCCAGUGACCAGCAAAGCAGUAAUUCCCCCACUUGCCCCCACCAGUCAGCACAUCAGGGUUGUAGAGAUGAAGCAUAUGAACAAUUGGCACAAACCUUCUCCCUAAUAAACUUCUGAACUGCAAGCAACAUCCAUUCU
Messenger RNA from Dipodomys ordii (Ord's kangaroo rat), 1718 nucleotides. It is a transcript of the gene Tcp11, whose product is annotated as t-complex 11, testis-specific. Gene Ontology annotation, biological process: regulation of sperm capacitation. Lineage: Eukaryota; Metazoa; Chordata; Mammalia; Rodentia; Heteromyidae. The record is from RefSeq and is a predicted model, not a curated record. The coding region runs from base 1 to 1512 and encodes 503 amino acids. The transcript is spliced from 11 exons. Gene Ontology annotation, cellular component: acrosomal vesicle; sperm flagellum.